This is a messenger RNA of Gryllus bimaculatus (two-spotted cricket), 510 nucleotides long. Lineage: Eukaryota; Metazoa; Arthropoda; Insecta; Orthoptera; Gryllidae. The record is from the annotation of a GenBank genome assembly.
AGAGCGGAGCGGGACCCCGAGCCGAGCACAUCGCCCGCCGCUGGGGUGUUCCGCCUUCUGCGCGCAUGAGACGGCCGUCGCCGACCGCCAGCCACGGACGCGAGUGUUGUGUGUGCCAGUGUGGACUUGGACGGCGGCAGCACCGGUCGUGUGUGUGGAUCGUGCACGCGCGUCUAGUGUGUGUUGUGUGAAACGACAGUGAGAAGAGAGACCCCGGCGCCCGAGGAUUACUCGACGCCGGUGUGGAUUUUUUUGUUUUUUUGUGACUGUGUGUGGACUUCUCACGCCAGCAAGAUGCCGCGAUCGUUCCUGAUCAAGAAAAACUACAGCCACUGCCCGUUGAAGAAACGGCCAGUGUUAAAACUGGACGAUGAAAAAGAUGUGGCGGACAACUCCGAACCGGAGAACCUGAGCACGAAGCCGGAGGACCUGAGCAUGAGCGCGGCUCAGCACCAGUUCCCUCACAAGGCCAUCACCCCGCCCCCCGCGGUGGCGCUCAUCUCCAGCUUG